AUGGCGUCUCGCAGCGCCCGCCGCCCCGGCAGCCCGGCCGCGGCCCCGGGGCCGCCGGGCGCGCCCUCGGCGCACGCCGCGGGCCCCCCCCCCGACGGCUGCGGCGCCCCGGCGGCGCCCCGGGAGCUGCUGGGCCCCAGGCCAGCCACACGCAGGCCGCCGUCUCUCCCUGCGGAGGUCGACGAGGCCGCCGAGCGCGCGGCGGCCGCCGAGGCGCCGCGGCCGGCGGGGCUUGCGCCCCCGGGCCCGCGGAAGCUGCGCGGGGGCUCGCCCGCCGCGGCGGAGGGCGGGGCGGCCUCACCGACGGCGGCGGCGCCGGAGGAGCCUCGGACCUGCGGCAGCGGCAGCGACGAGGAGAUGUCAACCAGUGAUUCCUCAAGCGGCCGCUCUUCGCUGGACUCGGAGUCCGUUACGGAUGCGCCAGCUACGCUGACCAAGGGUCCGUCUUUCAUUGACCUUGGCCACCCUAACGCGAGGCUCAUGCUGCUGCUUCUCGGCGGCCGCGACGUGGAUGCCUGGCGCGCCGCCUAUCGGAGUAUCGCUGCGCAGGUCCUGGUGGAUUCGGCCGCGGCCGACCCGAGCGAGGCCAAGGGCAUGUUCAUUCCCCCGGACACGGACGCCUGCCAGAGCGCGAAGCCCUCGGACGAGGCGCUGAGGGCGAGCGCGGAGGAGCACCAGCGGGCGAACCCUCCGCCGGAGCCCGCGUACAGCGAGGCCAUGCGUCGGCUGAGCGAGGUGGUGGGCGAGGGCGCCGCGGGCAAAUGGACGGACAUCGACUGUGGUGUCACCAUGCUUCCGCCGACCGGGCUGCCGAAGCCAGCAGGCUCGUGCGACGCAGCAGCGGCCUUCGCCGAGCGUCUCUUGAUGGAGUGGGGGAGCGGCGACAUGAAGGUCGGCUGGGGCCGCGUGGGCCUCGGCGAGAUCCCCGGGCUCUUCCUGCUGCAGAUGUGGUACUUCUUCAACUGGUGGGCGGUCAAGGAGGUCUACCGGUACUGGGGCGCCCCCAUCAUCCGCGCGACCCUGGAGAGCCUGGACAAGGAGGGAACCACCAUCUUUGUAGGCCAUGAUUCAGACAUGAUGAUGCUGAAGGGUGCGCUGGGGCUGGAGUGGGAUACCGCGCCGUACCCACUUAACGUGACGCUGCCAGGCUCCAUGCUGCGCUUCAUUCGGGACGGCGACCAGGUCUCGGCCUCGUACGCGUACGUCGGCGACUUCAACAGCACCGCAGGGGAGAUGCGG
Molecule: messenger RNA, 1239 nt
Organism: Prorocentrum cordatum
Lineage: Eukaryota; Dinophyceae; Prorocentrales; Prorocentraceae
Source: the annotation of a GenBank genome assembly